This is a messenger RNA of Melozone crissalis (California towhee), 3792 nucleotides long. RefSeq names its product spectrin beta, non-erythrocytic 4 (gene SPTBN4). The record is from RefSeq and is a predicted model, not a curated record. The annotation marks the transcript as partial. Lineage: Eukaryota; Metazoa; Chordata; Aves; Passeriformes; Passerellidae. The transcript has 17 exons. Gene Ontology annotation, biological process: actin cytoskeleton organization. Gene Ontology annotation, molecular function: actin filament binding. Gene Ontology annotation, cellular component: cell junction; cell projection; plasma membrane.
AUGAACGCCCACCUGGAGGCUCCUGAGUCCCAUGGGGAUUACAAGAUGGUUUUGGGGUGGAUUUCGGACGAGCGGGACGCGGUGCAGAAGAAGACCUUCACCAAGUGGGUGAACGCCCACCUGGCCCGCGCCGCCUGCCGCGUCGGGGACCUCUACUCGGACCUGCGCGACGGCUUCGUGCUCACGCGGCUGCUGGAGGUGCUGUCGGGGGAGACCCUGCCCAAGCCGACGCGGGGCCGGAUGCGCAUCCACUCCCUGGAGAACGUGGACAAGGCCCUGCAGUUCCUCAAGGAGCAGCGCGUCCACCUGGAGAACGUCGGCUCGCACGACAUCGUGGACGGCAACCACCGCCUGACCCUGGGCCUCAUCUGGACCAUCAUCCUGCGCUUCCAGAUCCAGGUGAUCAAGAUCAAGACCGAGGACAACCGCGAGACGCGCUCGGCCAAGGACGCGCUGCUGCUCUGGUGCCAGAUGAAGACGGCGGGCUACCCCGAGGUCAACAUCCAGAACUUCACCACCAGCUGGAGGGACGGCCUGGCCUUCAACGCCCUCAUCCACCGGCACCGGCCGGACCUCAUCGACUUCCACAAGCUGACCAAGUCCAACGCCACCUACAACCUCCAGCAGGCCUUCAACACGGCCGAGCAGCACCUGGGGCUCAGCAAGCUGCUGGACCCCGAGGAUGUCAACAUGGAGGACCCCGAUGAGAAGUCCAUCAUCACCUACGUGGUGUCCUUCUACCACUACUUCUCCAAGAUGAAGGCACUGGCGGUGGAGGGGAAGCGCAUCGGGAAGGUGCUGGACCAGGUGAUGGAGAUCGCGGCCAUCACGGCGCGCUACGAGGCGCUGGCGGCCGAGCUGCUGGCCUGGAUCCACCACACCAUCACCAUCAUCUCCAACCAGAAGUUCGCCAACUCGCUGACCGGCGUCCAGCAGCAGCUCCAGGCCUUCACCGCCUUCUGCACCCUGGAGAAACCGGUCAAGUUCCAGGAGAAGGGCAACCUCGAGGUCCUGCUCUUCACCAUCCAGAGCAAGCUCCGGGCCACCAACCGCAAGCUCUACGUGCCCAGCGAGGGCAAGAGCAUCUCGGACAUCAACAAGGCGUGGACCUGCCUGGAGAAGGCGGAGCACGAGCGGGAGGUGGCCCUGAGGAACGAGCUGAUCCGGCAGGAGAAGCUGGAGCUGCUGGCCCAGCGCUUCGACCACAAGGCCGCCAUGAGGGAGACGUGGCUCAACGAGAACCAGCGCCUGGUCUCGCAGGACAACUUCGGCUACGACCUGCCGGCGGUGGAGGCGGCCAUGAAGAAGCACGAGGCCAUCGAGGCCGACAUCUCCUCGUACCAGGAGCGCGUGCAGGUGGUGGUGGAGCUGGCGCUGGAGAUGGAGGCCGAGGGCUACCACGACGCGCGGCGCAUCGGCGCCCAGAGGGACAACGUCCUGCGGCAGUGGGCGCUGCUGACCGAGCUGCUGCGCGCCCGCCGCGCCCGCCUCGAGCAGAACCUGGCCCUGCAGAAGAUCUUCCAGGAGAUGGUCUACAUGAUCGACUGGAUGGAGGAGAUGCAGGUUCUCCUGGUCUCCAAGGACUUGGGGAAGCACCUGCUGGAGGUUGAGGACCUCCUGCAGAAGCACGGGCUGCUGGAGGCCGACAUCGCGGCGCAGACCGAGCGCGUCCAGGCCCUCAACGCCGCCGCGCUCGAGUUCUCUGAGCUGGACGGCUACCAACCGUGCGACCCGCAGAUCAUCUGCAACCGCGUCCACCACGUCCAGACGUGCCUGGAGGAGCUGCAGGAGCUGGCGGCCAAGCGCCGCAAGGAGCUGGAGGACUCGCGGCAGCUCUGGACCUUCUUCCAGGAGAUGGAGGAGGCCGAGGCCUGGAUCCGCGAGAAGGAGAAGAUCCUGGCCACCAGGAGCUGCGGCCGCGACCUCAGCUCCGUCCUCACCCUGACCACCAAGCACAAGACCAUGCUGGGCGAGCUGGGCAACCGCCGCGCCCUGCUCCACCAGACCAUGAAGAAAGGCGAGAAGAUCCUGGCCAAGAAGUCCUUCGGCCCCGCGGGCAUCCAGGAGAAGAUGCGGGAGGUCUGCCUGAGGUGGAAGAAGCUGGAGGAGAUCACGGGGCUCCACCAGCAGCGCCUGGAGGACGCGCUGAGCUUCUUCCAGUUCAGCGCCGACACGGACGACCUGGUGGCCUGGCUGCAGGACAUCUACCGCAUCGUGUCCAGCGACGACUUCGGCCACGACGACCACUCCAGCCGGGCGCUGCUGCGCAAGCACCGCGCCGUGCUGGACGAGGUGGAGAAGCACCGCGGCGCCGUGGUGGGCCUCCGUAAGCAGCUGGCGCUGCUGGCGCCCGACCGCCGGCAGGGCGUGGACAUCCAGAUCCGCGUGGUGGAGGUGGAGCAGCUCUACGGCGAGGUGGCCGAGGUGGCCGUGCUGAGGACGCAGUGGCUGCGGGACGCGCUGGCCGUGUACCGCAUGUUCAGCGAGGUGCACGCCUGCGAGGUGUGGGUGGACGAGAAGGAGCAGUGGCUGGAGAAGAUGGAGGUGCCCGAGGAGCUGGAUGAGGUCGAGGUGGUGCAGCACAGGUUUGAGAGCCUGGACCAGGAGAUGAACAGCGUCAUGGGGCGCAUCCUGGACGUCAACCAGGUGGUGCAGCAGCUGGUGGAUGGUGGCCACCCCAGCUCGGACGAGGUCCGGUCCUGCCAGGACCACCUCAACAGCCGCUGGAACCGCGUGGUGGAGCUGGUGGAGACCAAGAAGAGCCAGCUGAGCUCGGUGCUGAAGAUCCAGAACUUCCUGCUGGAGUGCGCCGAGAUGAAGGCGCAGCUGCGCGACAAGACGAGGUCCAUCGAGGCCACCCGCUCCGGCGGCGGCGGCGGCGGCGGCGACCCGGGCGGGGUGGUGGCCCUGCAGCGCCGCCUGUCCACCAUGGAGGCCGCGCUGGUGGCCCUGGAGCCGCGGCUGGCCGAGCUGCAGCGCGAGGCCGAGGGCCUGGCCCGCGCCCACCCCGCGCGCGCCCUGGACGUCCUGCUGCCCUUCGAGGAGAUCGGCCGCGAGUGGGACGAGCUGCAGAGGACCUUCCGCGGCUGCGAGGACACCCUGACGGUGGCCGGGCGCCUCCAGCAGUUCAUCCAGGACCUGGACGACUUCUUGGCCUGGCUGGUGAAGACCCAGGCGGCCGCGGGCUCGCGGGAGGCCCCCGAGAGCUUGGCCGAGGCCGAGGAGCUGCUGAACGUCCACGUGGCCCUCAAGGAGGAGAUCAACGGGCGCGAGGAGGACUACGCCAAGCUGCAGGCGGCCAGCGAGCUGCUGCUGGCCCUGGAGGACCACGUGGACGUGCCCCACGUGUCCCUGCAGCGGUGGCUGCAGAAGCUGGACGCCGGCUGGGGGAAGCUCCUGCAGAGCUGGGACGCCAGGAGGGAGCUCCUGGCGCAGGCCCACGUCCUCCACCUGUUCCUGAGGGACGUGGCGCAGUGCCAGGGCAGCCUCCGCAACCAGGAGACCGCGCUGGCCCACGCCGAGCUGCCCGACACGGUGGAAGGGGUGACCAAGGCGCUGAAGAAGCACAAGGACUUCACCACCACGCUGGAGCUGAACCUGCAGAAGGUCCAGCUGGUCCUGCAGGCCGGCGAGAGCCUCCAGCGCCAGGGCCACCUCCACAGCGACCGCGUGGCCCAGGCCGUGGAGGAGCUGCGCGACAGGAGCCAACGCAACCACCAGCUGGCCCAGGAGUGGACGCGGCGCCUCCAGGACCACCUGGAGCUCCAGAGGUUCCUCCAGGAGUGCCGAGAG